GCGCGCGCGCGUGGGGGGUGGGAGGGGACAGGAUCAAGAUGGCGAGUCAGGAGGAGCGGCAGCACCAGCAGCACCUCUAUCGCGUCGCCGGGUCGUCCAUGGCUACCGGGGAGCCGGCCUGCGCCUCCCUCUCCCUGCCAGACUGCCGGCAGCAGCAGAGGGACGUGGAAGAGACGGGCCUUGCCCGCUGGGGCCCUCAGCAUCCCGGGGCCAAGGAGCUGGCGCAGCUGUACUCUCCUGUGAAACGAUUUCAGGAAUGGUUGUGUGUUAUUUUAAACAUCAGUCUCAUAAAUUGGAACUUGUAUCAUCUGCUCAUAAACUUCAGUUGGGAUCACCUUCACCUGAUUCUUAUUGGAAUUGUUGCAGGGAUGGUUACUGCUGACUUUGCUUCAGGUUUGGUCCACUGGGGAGCAGACACCUGGGGAUCUGUUGAUCUUCCUAUACUUGGCAAGGCUUUCAUUAGACCUUUCAGAGAACAUCACAUUGACCCCACUGCUAUAACAAGACAUGAUUUUGUAGAAACAAAUGGCGAUAACUGCAUGCUGACUGUGGUUCCCCUGGCUUACAUGGCAUACAGGUUUUUUACUCUCUCCCCAGAGGCCAUCUAUGGUAUUUAUUCUUGGCAGUGCUACAUAUUUUCUCUUGGAUUGUUUGUGACACUGACGAACCAAAUUCACAAGUGGUCUCAUACGUAUUAUGGACUUCCUUUGUGGGUCUGCCUUUUGCAGGACUGGCACAUCAUUCUACCACGAAAACAUCAUCGUAUUCAUCAUGUAUCUCCACAUGAAACAUACUUCUGUAUUACCACAGGUUGGCUGAACAACCCCCUGGAGAAAAUAGGAUUCUGGAAAACUCUAGAGGACAUUAUCCAGCGAUUAACUGGGAAUAAACCGAGAACGGAUGAUUUGAAGUGGACUCAAAAAACAAAGUAACUUGCGCCAAUAUUUUAACUCUCUUAACCUUUUUGCCAACUAAUUGCACCAGCCAAAUCCAUAUCUGCGCUCUAAUGUUGCACUCUGGAAACACCCAGCACUCAAAACGGACUCUUGUGAAACAAGAAAUUUGAAGGAACUUUAAUGUAUUUGAAUAGUGAACAUUCUGUGGGUCAAAUUAACAUUCAAAUGAAUACAGACUGUGCGGUACACCUUAAUUUAAAAGUAAUGAAGUCAUUAGAAAUGUUCUGUGGUAUAAUCAUAAGGUUGUGUGAAGAAAGGAACCUUAAGGGGUAAAUAUUAAGGAUGGAAAUGCUCAAAUCUGCAGUGUCCAUUUGGUGCUUGCUUGUUUUGUAUACUAUAAUACUGACAAAGCCUUACAUUUUGUUUGCCAGAGAUAUUUAACUAUUUUGAAUGUAUGUUUAAAUAAAGUUCAGAACUGCAUAUUAUAAAAAUAAAGUUGUACUCGCAAGUGUUUGGGUGUAGUAAUGAACAAUUGAACAGAACUAUAAUAAUUAUGGUUGUUUCAAAUGCAAGAAUUUUAACCCUUUGAAAAAUGGCGUAAUAUUAAUGUUUCUUGUGUCUCCAAAUUGGUAUUUUCUUAGAGUACUCUAUUCUUGGCACAAAAAUGUAAAUCAGAAGAUUCCACACAUAGUUUCCCAGACCCCUAAUGUACCUGGAAAUGCACUAUAGUUGCGAUAUCACGGAUUUGAAUUUAAGUUUUAUUUUCAAGGACCAGUUGUUGGAAUGACUUGAAGUACUUGCCAAAUAACAAAUCUAAUGAUUCAUAAUACCUCAUUUUUGUGAAUCUAACAUCUUGUAUUAAAUAUUAUUUAAAUUUUACUGGGCAAGCAGUUCAAGUUGUUUCUUUAGUUGGAUAUUCUUAAUACGAGUACAGCCAAUUUAAAUAAAGUCAGAAGCUCGACACUCUAGUAACCUGGAGUCUGCAUCAUUAAAAUGUUGCCAUUAUAUGGAUUAAAGAAUCUCUACUCCUAGGUUUAGUAAUUAUGUGCAGUCCAAUUAUAUUUACUUGUUUUAGCAACAAACUGAGCCUUCUUUCCCACUCCAUCCUGAAGAGCCCUCCAAAAGUAUUUCCAGACUUUUUUUGGAGGUGGCGGAGUCACAAUUUCGGCUGCCACUCUGAAUUACACCCAUUUUCUAUUCUUUUUUUUUCUUGCCAUGGCCCGUUUUCUCGCAUGUACCUUUUUUUUUUUUGCAUUGUCUUUGCUUAGAUAUAAAAUAGAUCAGGGCCAGCUCCAUUGUGCACUGGUUUAUCUCUACUUUUGUAAGAUUAAAUAUAACUGCUUUCAUUUUUGCAAAGCAAUUUUAUUUUUAUGUAUUCAGGAUCAGUAUUUGAUGACGUCAAAAGAGUUUUUGCCAACUCGUCAAUCUCUCAGCUUGAGCAAAAUGUUCUAAACUAAAUUUAUAUUGCAUCAUUAUUCAAAUAAUUCCUAACCCAUUCUAAAUCUGGUUAAUAAUCAUGCUUUUGUCUUUUAAUCUACUUCCCUGGGGUGCUCAUUCGCUACCAGUAGUGCAUUUAUACAACAAAACUAUGUACAUGUAACUCCUGUAUGAUUUGUAAGAUCAGUGUAUAAAUUAACAUAAAAUUUGUGUAAUGCUUGGAUUUCUUAUUUACACUUAUUACAAAGCAUGAAAUUGAAAGUGACUCGCUAAAUGUGUUUAACAAUUUGCCUGAAUUAUUAUUUUUCCAUGUUAUCAAUUAUUUCUAAUUUGGAGCGAAGGGAAGUGACGUGCUCUUAUACAAAUCGGUACAAUUGGAUGUCUGACUUUUUUUCAAAAACAGUUUAAUAAUCUUCCUACAGAUGAAUAGUUAUUCCAAAGAAAACUUAUUAUUGCAAGAAUAGAACUAUAAGCUAUGAUUUGUGAAAGCUGUGGUCAAUGGAAGGAAAAAGCCUUUUUCUUGUCUGGUUUUGAGCUUCAUCACAGACUUCUAUUUUCCUGAUCAUGUUUAAUUUAACUUUGAACAAAUGGUGAAGUUCGAAUACUUCACUGGACCUGUCCCAAACCUUUAUUUAUUUCAUGGGACGUAAUGUAAUUAUGUCCCGUUAAUGUAACCUCCCAUUAUCUCAAUGUAAUGGGAGGUUUGAGUUGAUUGAGAAGUGACUGUCAAAACUGAAAAUAUUCCCAGCAGACUGUGCAGAGCUAUGGAGUUAGAUGUAAUAGUCAUUAAAGAAGCAGCCGUUGGGAUGAAAAUCAGAAAGUUCUUCACUAAAAGGUUGGUAGUCUGAUGAGACUCGGUCAUUGCUUGCAUUGGAAACUGACACUGACAAAUUGCUGCAUGUUGGAGCAAAUGAUUGUGGGUUUGGGUGCAGGAAAAUGACAGAAGGGCAGAGCAGACUGAAGGACUGGGUCUUUCUCAUAUUUUUGUAUUCCACCAAGACACCCCUCAAAAAAAGCUAUUGUUCAAACCAUAUAGUGCGGUGUAAAUCUAAUCCUCAAUGCAUUUUGUUUGUUAUUAACUUCAAAUGUAUCCUAUAUAUCCUAAAUGUCAUGAGCAUUUGAACUAAGUUACAGAAAACAAGUAUUGUAAUUUUAUAAUUUGCCUACACUUUAAAUGAAAAAAUAAAUCCUGAAAUCAAA
Molecule: messenger RNA, 3533 nt
Organism: Leucoraja erinaceus (little skate)
Lineage: Eukaryota; Metazoa; Chordata; Chondrichthyes; Rajiformes; Rajidae
Product: plasmanylethanolamine desaturase-like
Exons: 6
Coding region: 39-932 (297 amino acids)
Molecular function (GO): oxidoreductase activity
Source: RefSeq, a predicted model, not a curated record